Molecule: messenger RNA, 1314 nt
Organism: Komagataella phaffii GS115
Lineage: Eukaryota; Fungi; Ascomycota; Pichiomycetes; Pichiales; Pichiaceae
Exons: 1
Coding region: 1-1314 (437 amino acids)
Biological process (GO): G protein-coupled receptor signaling pathway
Cellular component (GO): heterotrimeric G-protein complex
Molecular function (GO): GTP binding; GTPase activity; G protein-coupled receptor binding
Source: RefSeq, a predicted model, not a curated record
AUGGGUUGUGGAGCUAGCACUAUGGAAAUGGAUGAAAGGUACUAUGAGCAGAAGAGAAUAAAUGAUGCGAUUGAGAAAUCUUUAAAGUCUCACCAAAAGGUGGAGAGGUCUCAGUUGAAGAUGAUCCUCCUGGGUGCAGGAGAAAGCGGUAAGUCUACCGUCUUAAAGCAGUUACGUCUCUUACAUAAAGAUGGAUUCCAGUACCAGGAGCGUCUUCAGUAUGCUCAAAUAAUCUGGGUCGAUGCAGUUCAGAGCAUGAAGCUCCUAAUGAUUCACGCUAGAAGGCUGCAUAUUCCCUUAAAGUGCGAUGAACCAGAUAGUCCUUUUUCGCAGGCCAAAAAACUGAUACUGAGGUACAGAUGUCUUGAUGUGGGUACCAUUGGUGAUGAGAGCUUCUUGAAGGAUUAUGUAAUGAAGUAUUCAGAUGGCGGUGAAUCAAGGAGGAAGAGGAUGGGUACCGGUCAAGCAGAUGCCCUCUGGGAUAGAAAUUUGGAACAAUCUGAGAGGUUGCUGGGCGACUCCGCAGAGACAGAGCUAGAGAACCAGGAAUUGGAAGAGUUGAAAGAGUCAAGGCCUACGGGAGAUUUUGCUGCGAGGAAGCAACAAAGACAGCAAUUGGCCAACGCAAUCCAAUUACUGUGGGCACAUGAUCCGGGGAUUCAACAAUGUUAUAAUAGAGCACACGAGUUUCAAUUAGAAGCCAGCACAAGGUAUUAUUUUGAAAAUAUUCAAAAAUUUGCGGAUCCUGAUUAUAUCUGUAGUGAUACAGAUAUUCUUAAAGGUCGUAUCAAAACUACCGGGAUAACAGAGACAGAUUUCAAUAUUGGAUCCACAAGGCUUAAAGUGCUAGAUGCUGGAGGACAAAGAUCAGAAAGGAGAAAGUGGAUACAUUGCUUUGAAGAUAUAACGGCAGUGGUAUUCGUGCUGGCUGUAUCAGAAUUCAACCAAACACUUUUUGAAGAUGAAAGAGUGAAUAGGGUCCAUGAAGCCAUACUACUAUUCGAAAGCCUAUGCAAUUCCCGAUGGUUUGUCGAUACACCUUUUAUACUAUUUCUGAACAAGAUUGAUCUGUUAGAGGAGAAGUUACAGCAAACCAACUUCAAAGAGUAUUUCCCUGAUUAUCCAGGGGAUGUGCAUAAUGUUGAUAGUGUGGUGACAUACUUGGAAAGGACAUUUUUAAGUGUCAACAGGACAAGCAAGCCGGUAUACGUACAUAGAACUUGUGCUACUGACACUCAAAGUAUGGAGUUUGUUCUCAACGCCACAACGGACAUUUUAUUACAGAACCAUUUGAAGAAGAGUGGGUUGAUAUAA